This is a messenger RNA of Tauraco erythrolophus (red-crested turaco), 761 nucleotides long. NCBI's taxonomy places the organism in Eukaryota, Metazoa, Chordata, Aves, Musophagiformes, Musophagidae. The record is from RefSeq and is a predicted model, not a curated record.
GUUGUUGCUGAGACCCUGAAACUUGCUGACGUCUCCAGCAACGAUUCCAGUGACUCCCUGGAGACCCGCUUUCUCAGCAUCCUCUGCACCCGCAGCUACGCCCACCUCCGCAGAGUGUUUCAGGAGUUUGUCAAACUGACCAACCAUGAUGUGGAGCAUGCCAUCAGGAAGCGGAUGUCUGGAGAUGUGAGGGACGCCUUCUUGGCCAUCGUCCGGAGUGUGAAGAACAAGCCAGCCUUCUUCGCUGACAAGCUCUACAAGUCCAUGAAGGGUGCCGGCACGGAUGAGAGGACCCUCACCCGGAUCAUGAUUUCCCGGAGUGAGAUCGACCUGUUCAACAUCCGGGGCGAGUUCAUAGACCUGUUCGACAAAUCGCUGCACCACAUGAUCGAGAAGGACACCUCCGGCGACUACCGCAAGGCUCUGCUGGCUCUGUGCGGGGGGGAGGACUAGGUGGCCACAGGAGCCCCUUCUUCGUGUCUGAGCCAGCACGCGCGCACCCACCGCCUUGAUGUCACCGCAGCUUCGGGGCUUCAGGGGACGCUGGGUUCCCUGCUGAGGACGACUCACUUUGCGCUGGAAAGCGGCACCACAUUGCAAGCGGGGGAGUCUUGGGGAGGGGAGCAGAGGGGUCUGGGUAGGGGGAUUAUUGCCUGUCUCAGUGCGAAAUAAUUGAUACCCAAACAUGCCACUAACCCAGGAAUUUACCCAGAUGGAAAAGACAAUUUUAAAUCUCAUAAAUAAAACCUUACUGUUGCUGA